Messenger RNA from Rhizophagus irregularis DAOM 181602=DAOM 197198, 918 nucleotides. RefSeq lists its product as uncharacterized. The record is from RefSeq and is a predicted model, not a curated record. NCBI's taxonomy places the organism in Eukaryota, Fungi, Glomeromycota, Glomeromycetes, Glomerales, Glomeraceae.
AUGCCCCCUUCAAUUCAUUGGGAAGAAAUUACAAAAUUAAUUUCAGCUAGAUUAUAUACAUUAGGAUUUGAUUCGGUGAAAGCAUUUCCAGCACAAAGGUAUAAUGAAAAAUUAUCAACGUACUCUCCUUUACCAACAUUUUCUCAAACGAAUUCAACGUUGUCAAUUCUAGUAGGAAACACCAAACAUCUUUGGACAGAAUUUUUAAAAUAUUAUUCGACCGAAAUUUUUACAAAUUACACAUAUGAAAUUCCUCCUUCAAGUAAUCACUGCGCAAGUUCAACGACUUAUUCCGAAGACAGUGAUAACGAAGAAUAUAAAAAACAAAAUCCUUUAGAUUAUUAUACAAGAAUAAGUAUAACAAAAGUUAUUAAAGAAAUAAUUUUAUUAAAAAAUUUAGCAAAUUUAAAUUACGAUAUUAGGUAUACAUUUGAUUUAGAUAAAAAAAAAUUCGUCGCUUUUCAAAUCUUGGCAGAAAAUGCAUCAUUCGCUUAUUAUAACAGAAUCUGCUAUUUAAAUGUUCAUAAAGAAUUUGGACCUUGGAUAGGUUUGAGAGCUGUUAUCACUUUUGAUAUAGAAGGACCUCUUAAUUCUUUACAGUUAUUUCCUGAACUAAAAAAUCCCUUUCCGGAAGGGGAUGAGAAUCUCGAAAGAAAAAUACAAGAAAUUUAUGGUACAAAAGAUCAUAAUUAUCACCAACAGGAUAAUCGCAUGAUUACGGAUGAGAAUAAGUCGGAUACGAAAUCAGAAGAAAUAAAAGAACAAUGGCAUAAAUUUGUUGAAUUGAGAGAUAUUGCUUCCGGAUUUAUGGAUAAAGAAUUAUUAGAAAAGUAUCGAUAUUCUAAAGAUCAAAUUGAAUAUCAUUAUACAAAUAAUAUUGAAUUAUUGAAUAGGAUAGUAUUAAAUAAUAAAAAUUAA